UGGGCUUCCGGACCGACACCGACUCCCCAUUCCCGCCCGCAGCCGUCUUGUCAUGCUGCCCAAAGUGGAGACGGAAGCCCCAGGACUGGCCCGAUCGCAUGGGGAACAGGGGCAGAUGCCGGAAAACAUGCAAGUGUCUCAAUUUAAAAUGGUGAAUUACUCCUAUGAUGAAGAUCUCGAAGAGCUAUGUCCUGUGUGUGGCGAUAAAGUAUCCGGGUACCAUUAUGGUCUCCUUACCUGUGAAAGCUGCAAGGGCUUUUUUAAGCGAACAGUCCAAAACAAUAAAAGGUACACAUGUAUAGAAAACCAGAACUGCCAAAUUGACAAAACACAGAGAAAACGUUGUCCUUACUGCCGAUUCCAGAAAUGUCUAAGUGUUGGAAUGAAGCUAGAAGCCGUAAGAGCUGACCGCAUGCGAGGAGGCAGAAAUAAGUUUGGGCCGAUGUACAAGAGAGACAGGGCCCUAAAACAGCAGAAGAAAGCCCUCAUCCGAGCCAAUGGACUUAAGCUGGAAGCCAUGACGCAGGUGAUGCAAGUCAUGCCCUCGGACCUGACCAUCUCCUCUGCCAUUCAGAACAUCCAUUCUGCCUCCAAAGGCCUACCUCUGAACCAUGCUGCCUUGCCUCCCACAGACUAUGACAGAAGUCCCUUUGUCACCUCCCCCAUUAGCAUGACAAUGCCACCUCAUGGCAGCCUGCAAGGUUACCAACCAUAUGGUCACUUUCCUAGCCGGGCCAUCAAGUCUGAGUACCCAGAUCCCUACACCAGCUCGCCUGAGUCAAUGAUGGGCUACUCCUACAUGGAUGGUUACCAGAUAAGCUCUCCAGCCAGCAUCCCACACCUGAUACUGGAACUUUUGAAGUGUGAACCAGAUGAGACGCAAAUUCAAGUGAAAAUCUCAGCUUACUUACAGCAAGAGCAGGCGAGCCGAGGCAAGCAUGAAAAGCUGAACACAUUUGGGCUCAUGUGCAAAAUGGCGGACCAGACCCUCUUCUCCAUUGUUGAGUGGGCCAGGAGUAGUGUCUUCUUCAGAGACCUGAAGGUUGAUGACCAAAUGAAGCUGCUUCAGAACUGCUGGAGUGAGCUCUUGAUCCUUGAUCACAUUUACCGGCAAGUGGUGCAUGGGAAGGACGGGUCCCUCUUGCUGAUUACUGGGCAACAAGUUGACUACUCCAGCAUCGCCUCACAAGCCGGAGUCACACUCACCAACCUCCUGAGCCAUUCACAGGAGCUAGUCCUGAGACUUCGUUCUCUACAGUUUGAUCAUCGAGAGUUUGUAUGUCUCAAGUUCCUAGUGCUGUUCAGCUUAGACGUCAAGAAUCUUGAGAACUUCCAGCUGGUGGAAAAUGUCCAGGAGCAGGUGAACACUGCCCUGAUGGACUACAUGGUUUGCAACUACCCCCAGCAAACAGAGAAGUUUGGACAGCUGCUCCUUCGACUUCCGGAAAUCCGGGCACUCAGCAUGCAGGCGGAAGAGUAUCUCUACCGCAAGCACGUGAACGGGGAUGUACCCUACAAUAACCUUCUCAUCGAGAUGCUACACGCAAAGAGAGCCUGAGUGGCCACCCCUGGAAGCUUGCUCUAGGAGCAGAGAGACUGGAGGGAGAAGAGGAGGAGAAGGAAGGCAAUGUACUCUGAACCGCUCCAAGCAAUGCUUAGUCAAAUGUGGGUUAAAGAUACUGAAUUUUAAAAAGCAUAAUAAUCAAAUACUUAAUAGCAAACAAAUUGAUAUGUCAGGGUAUUUGUACUGCAGACUGUGAAUCAAAGGCUUCACAUCUCCAAAGGAUUCAUAUGAAAGACAUUGUAAUGGGAUGGAUUGAACUCACAGAGUCCAAUACCACAUCAGCAUAAAAAUGGACAGAACAAUUCUUGUAUAUUUAAACUGAUCUGUUAUUAAGGAAUUCAGCAGUUGAUCAGUGUCAUUAAUUGGACUUGUCCAUGGUGAAGCUGCACAUCUCCCAAACAAAGACUACACGGGCUGUGCCUUGGCAGCCCCCCUCUCCCCCUCCAGAAGGCCCUACACCUUCUCACCUGUGAGCUCGGACGCUAUGCUAAGGAUUUUGUUCAGCCACACCCAGUAGUAGCUCCACUAAAUCAUGAGUUCUGAAUGUCUGUCUUAAACCUGCCAACAGCUAAUAAGAACAAUGUAUAAAUAUGUCAGCUUGCCAUUUUAAGUAUGUUCUGAAGUUGUUUUGUCC
Messenger RNA from Onychomys torridus (southern grasshopper mouse), 2198 nucleotides. It is a transcript of the gene Nr5a2, whose product is annotated as nuclear receptor subfamily 5 group A member 2. Gene Ontology annotation, molecular function: zinc ion binding; nuclear receptor activity; RNA polymerase II cis-regulatory region sequence-specific DNA binding. Gene Ontology annotation, biological process: tissue development; regulation of transcription by RNA polymerase II; hormone-mediated signaling pathway. Bases 53 to 1558 code for a protein of 501 amino acids. Lineage: Eukaryota; Metazoa; Chordata; Mammalia; Rodentia; Cricetidae. Gene Ontology annotation, cellular component: RNA polymerase II transcription regulator complex. The transcript is spliced from 7 exons. The record is from RefSeq and is a predicted model, not a curated record.